AGCCCUGGACUUCUGGGUGCUUGUCAAAGGGGAUGCUGGGGGCCUUGGCUCCUUGGCCGUGGGCUGGGGAGUCAGGACCCCUGGGUCCUGGGAAAGGAGGGGGCUGGAAGCCCGGCUUCCCUGGUGUCAAGUGAGAAAAGGGCUCAAAUUUUUUCCUCUUCCCCACGUCUCCUUAUUCAGAUGUCAGGUCUCACUUACUCAUUCAUCGUGAAAAAUAAUUAAUUUGGGCAGGGAGAUACUUGGCCUGGGUGCUGUGGUGUAGCUGUGACUUCCCAGCCAGCAAGCUGACUGGGCUUCCCGUGGGAGGUGCAUUCCCAGUUUCCAUCGCAGUCGCCUUCUGGAUCACGUCGAGCAUAUUUCAACCCUAGUCCUCCUCCUCCUGUGCUCACCCCUCCUGGUUUCCCUCACUGGUUCUUCCUCUUCUCCCAGUCGGGAGGGGGCCUCUCUCCUCUGUUUGUACUCACUUCCCUGGUGAUGUCAUCCAAUCUUGUGGCUUUAAAUACUAUCCACAAGCCUUCAACUCCCAAAUUUCCAUCUUCAGCCUAGACCUAUCCCCUGAACUCAUAAGCGCAUCUGUGGUCAGUCAACAUCUCCACAGGGAGGUCUACCAGGCCUUUCCAAGGCAGUGUGCCCAAACCUCAGGACUUUCCUCCCAAACCCGGGCCCCCCACCCCAACUUCCCCAUCUCUGGCAAUGGAUGUUCCAUCUUUCCGGUUGCUCAGGCCAGAAACUUUGCUCAUCCUGGCUCCCACUCUCUCCCCACCCCCGCAGGCACUCCAUCAGCAAAUUGUGCUGACUCUACCUUCAAAAUUAUUUCCAGAAUCCCCCCAGUGCCCCAACCUGGGUCCCCUGUCACCUCCCAUCUGGACAAGCAUAGCAGUUCCCCCGGUCUCUCUGCCUCCUCCUCACCUCCUCCCCAGUUUUUUCUCCAGAGGUAGUCACAGCCCCAUCACCUCCACCACACACACAGGAAGCUGGUGGCCUUGCUGCUUGCAGGGUGACAUCCGCUAUUGCUCCACCUCUGCUCCCCCACUGUUGCUCAGGACUUCUCUGGACCACGGCCCCUUGCCAGGCCCCUCCAACCCCCUGUGCACCAUGGCCCUUCCAGGUCACAUCCUGCUCCUGCUUUUACUCCCAGUGGCUGCGGCUCAGAUGUCCCCAGGUCCCUGUUCCGGAUGUGGGCCUCUCUCCCUGCAGCUCUUGGCGGGCCUCGUGGCUGCCGACGCGGUGAUGUCGCUGCUCAUCGUGGGGGUGGUGUUUGUGUGCGCUCGGCCGCGCCGCAAGCCCACGCAGGAAGGCAAAAUCUACAUCAACAUGCCUGGCAGGGGCUGACCUACCCAAACACCCACGUUUGCCAACUUUGACUUCUGACCCUCUCAUUUUGGAUUGUGUGUGGUAGCACAAGAAAUAUGCACCAUCUCCCUGCUCCUACCCCACCCCACUCUGCCUCCUGCCUCAGUUUUGGAAUAAAGCUAAUGAAAUGUC
Molecule: messenger RNA, 1485 nt
Organism: Choloepus didactylus (southern two-toed sloth)
Lineage: Eukaryota; Metazoa; Chordata; Mammalia; Pilosa; Megalonychidae
Gene: HCST
Product: hematopoietic cell signal transducer
Exons: 4
Coding region: 694-1332 (212 amino acids)
Biological process (GO): regulation of immune response; positive regulation of phosphatidylinositol 3-kinase/protein kinase B signal transduction
Cellular component (GO): membrane
Molecular function (GO): phosphatidylinositol 3-kinase binding; signaling receptor binding
Source: RefSeq, a predicted model, not a curated record